AUGCCGCGGCGGCAAUUCCAGGCCGACUUGCAGAAGGCUGCGGAGACCAUAUCGAUAGCGGGAAUCUCAGAUGUGCGCCCAGGCGGCGACGACGGCGAAUUUACCUUCAUGUGCAUGGCAGACGGCCAGAAGCUGCAGAUUUCUGCCCUUAUACCCGAUGUCUCCGACUAUCCUUCUAGUCACACCUGCAUGAUCUUUGGAGCCGACAACACCUCCGCCAGCGUCGCUGCAGCCCUGAACGAUAUUACCAUCAACGCGCAAACUGUUCCUGAGAUCCUUGAGCUGGUUUCCAUCCGCCUCAAGUCGACCGACGAUGACGGUGACCGCCAAAUGCUUGAUUCUCAAGAGUUCGACGAGUUCGACGACGAGGAUGAAGACGAAUAUUUCCCUGGGGACGAGGAGUUGCUACCGUCAAAGCCUCGGAUCGCAGACUAUGCAGCAGUACCCGGUGAGGGCUCUACAGAAGCUACAGCUGCAUUCCGUAAGCGCGUCCGGAAUGAUCUCUCAACUGCGAAGAGCCAAGGUUUCAAGGUGGGCCAUCUCGGUGGUUUAAUGAGCGGCCAAGCAUGCUAUGUCUCUCUUGCGGUCCGCAUUAGCAAGCUCGGCAUCUCAGAAGAAGCUAUGCAAGCAUGGCAGGUGGAGCCGUCAGAGUACCUCGUAGCUAUCCUCCAAUACCCGUCAGGGUAUAGAGAUAUGGACGAAGUGAGGUCAUAUGAUGCUCGUCAAGCUCGCCGAAGUCUCGGUAUCCGUGUCGGCAUAUGUACCACAUACAAACCAACCAUCUCUGAAGCCGUAGCAGCAUUCUCCGUCCUCAGCCACGAAGACGCGAAGCGACAAGAAUCUCAAUCGUUCGAACCACAGAGCGCAUUCACAACGUUACCUACAGGCUUUCGAAACUCUUUCAUCUCUAGGGCCCUGAACGAGUUGUUAGACCAGCGCUUUCACAUGCUCCUCAAAUACCGAUACGGAGGUAUGCCAUGGCAGGGUGCUGAAAUGUUUUACAACGAUCAGGUCCUGAAAGCAUCACAUACGGAUAAAGAUGCUUCGCACGACAAGUACUACGCGGAAGAGAAGAUCUGCAACGCGUGGCCCAAAAUCGUCACAGACGACCACAUCAUUUCUUCAUUCAGCGGACAGCAUUCUCUGCCUCUAGUCGCCAUGCAAUUUGUGCUCCGACACUUUGUGAGGUGCACAGAGUUUUGCCUAAUCUGCUUCAGCAAGAUGCCUGAUGACUUACAGGCCAUCAAGCCUUAUGUCUGCGACAACCCUCUGUGUCUGUACCAGUACAUGUCACUAGGAUUCGGCCCGAGUAUUGAACAUGAAAUACUUUCUCAACCCAAAGUCGUCGACUUGCUCAUCAGCUUCUGCUACAUGAGUGCGCGCGGUGGCGCGCUCAAAGACUUUCCUACUGGUCUUAGCCUAGCAGUACCACCUCCAGUAACUUUCGAGAAGGACUAUGGGCCGAUUACUGCAAGCUAUGCUGCAACAAUCGUGCCUGAACAAACGCGAAUCGCGACUGUAGCUACGCCCGCGAAAAGCACGCGAUACAAUGCAGUCACACGCGAGAUGUUGUUUGAUGAUCACACGCGGGCGUGUCCUGUCUCAAAAGGUCACUGGGUCGUUAUUCGUAUGAUGGAUAACUAUCAGAAAGCUCUGCAUUGUCGUGUUGUAGAUGCAUCGUACUAUCCGGCAGUCAAGCUAUCUAAUCCGAUCAGUCCACUGCUGGAAACAUAUGAGGAUGAAUCACACAUAUCGCGCACUGAUCGACAGCAGGCCGCACAACCGCAAAAGCAGAUGCCAGUUCCGCCUCCCUUGAACGAGUUCCGGCCCGCAACCUACCACCUUUACGAUCACAACUUCGACGACCUCCAGGAUUACGACAAGUCGCAGGCUAUACUGGGUCUGUUGGACUUGUUACCCCCUAUACAGGAGAUGAGGGAGUAUCUCAUGCGGAAACACCAGUCUACGCUUAGCGCAUGGGUUGAUCGCCUUUCUCCGGCUGCCGUUGGGAUACUGCGUUGGGUCAUUGCCUCGAAUCGAGCUUGUAUCCUACAGGUUGAUGACGGAGACCCUGCAAACGGUCGAAAAUCUGAAGAGAGGCUAUACGGUAUGAGCGGUUGGGCACAGUUCCGUUUUGCAAUGGGUGCUCCCGACAAGGAACGCCGAUUCAUUCAAGCGGUGCAACAAACUACUAGCAGACUUGGCCUACAGUAUCCCACUCUAUUUGCAUGGCACGGGAGUCCCCUUAAGAACUGGCAUAGUAUUAUUCGAGAGGGCCUUCAUUUCAACCAAACUCUCCACGGUCGAGCCUUCGGCCAUGGGGUCUAUCAUUCCCAAGAAGUUCAGACAAGCCUCGGGUAUUCCGGCGGAAAUAGUGGAUAUAAUAUUGUCUCCGGUUGCUGGCCGAGAAGUGAGCUAAAAGUUCAACAGGCUUUGGCCCUGAACGAGAUUGUCAAUGCAACAUCGGAGUAUGUCAGCCAUUCGCCACAUCUAGUGGUAGCUCAGUUAGAUUGGAUUCAGACUCGUUACCUCUUUGUGAGGACCCGAGAAGGCAACUGCAAUUUUGCUACUGCAACUGGAGCUGCAACUGGAAACGCAGCAGGAGCCAGCAGACAGGACAGUAGGCCGCUCGCUUGUGUAGACCAGGAUCCGAACCAUACUCCUCGCGGCGUCGAUGGUCCACUCAUUAUUCCAAUCCAUGCCAUUGCCGCCUCUCGUCGGCCAAAGGCAAAAGCUACUGGGGUGAGCGAUCCACAGGGAACUCUGGAGGCCUGGCUAAACAUUCCGCAGAAGCAUAAACGCCAGAAAGCUUCGGGCAAAAGCAAGUAUGACCCCAUCGAGAUUGACGACGACGACGAAACUGCGAGCGUUGCUACCCUUGAGGAGGAUCGUGCCAUUUUCGAAGAGAACGAAGAAGACCAGUUUCAACAGACCACCGGCUUCCUCCCCACACCGAAUUCACUGCCCGGGGACAAGGGAAAGUCGAAAAUGGGUUCCCUAUCGUCAUUGUCGUCCAAGCUCUUUGGAAAAUCCUCGUCCUCAAAGCCGCUUACCGAUUAUGUCCCCGGUACCCUAGACUAUAGUACCCUACCCAUGCUACAGAUGCCUGCAUGGGCUACCUCGGCUGCUACCAGACGUUUGAUGAAGGACUUCAAAGAUCUCAUCCAGAUCCAGAACAAAGAACCACUUCAUGAAUUGGGCUGGCACAUUGAUGAAGACAGGGUUGAGAACAUUUACCAGUGGAUCGUGGAACUCCAUUCUUUCGAAGCUAGUCUCCCCCUUGCACAAGACAUGAAGAAGCACGGCGUCAAGAGCAUCGUACUGGAACUGCGCUUCGGUAAGGAUUAUCCUAUGAGCCCGCCGUUUGUUCGCGUUAUCCGGCCUCGUUUCCUCGGAUUUGCCCAGGGUGGAGGUGGUCACGUCACUGCCGGUGGUGCCAUGUGCAUGGAACUCUUGACGAAUGAUGGCUGGAGUGCUGUAUCUUCGAUCGAGUCGGUUCUUCUGCAGGUCCGCAUGGCUAUUUCUAGUCGCGAUCCAAAGCCCGCGCGCCUGCAGUCAGGGUCCAUGGCAAACUACGGCGUUGGUGAAGCGGUGGACGCGUACAUGCGUGCUUGUGCAAUACACGGGUGGACUGUACCCGCCGGCUUUAGAGAGAUGGCAUAUGGAGGAGCGGAGAGCGCAAGUGGCGUUCAGGGCCCUGUCUAA
Molecule: messenger RNA, 3705 nt
Organism: Pyrenophora tritici-repentis Pt-1C-BFP
Lineage: Eukaryota; Fungi; Ascomycota; Dothideomycetes; Pleosporales; Pleosporaceae
Source: RefSeq, a predicted model, not a curated record